AUGAGCGGCGACUCAACCAACCUGCCACUGCGGCAGGGUACGACCUUUGGCAGCGGCGACGAUGCCGUGCCCAACAUUGACCCGACCACCACUGCCGGUCUCUUGACCGAGCGACUCCAGGCAUGGAAGCAUGCCGUAGGGUAUCUCGAGGAGUACAUUUCGGCCACUGAGAAGGUCCACAAAGCGCACGCGAAAGAGUACGAAAAAGUCCUCAAGACCAUCUCCAGCCCUCUUAGGGAAGGGGCGCACUUUGACCAGGGGCUCGGAGGCGUGGCUGGGUUCUUUGAAAACAUGCGCGUCAACACCCAGGCGAUGGUCAAUUCAAACACAGAAACUGAAAAGACUCUAAAAGGCACUGUUCUGCCGAUCCUGGAAAGACUUCACAAGGAGAUCAAGGCCAAGCAUAAGGAAGUUUCGCACGGCGCCGACAAGUCUGCCAAGGAAAUCGAGAAAGCUCGAAACAGCACCCAGAAGCACAUCGAAUUCCUCGGACAGCAUGCUGCGUCUUUUGAGUCGACCGGCGGCAAGAUGAACCCUACAGAGGAUCCGUACGUCCUCAAGCGUGGCGUGCUUCACCGCCUCAACAAGCAGAUCAUCGAGGAGAAUAACCACCGCAACGACUUGAUCCAUGUCCAGGACGGGUUCCAGGCAUUCGAGGCGCAUGUCGUUGGAGUCUUGCAGCAGGCCAUGGAAGCCUUCAAUCAGGUUGCAGGCGGACAGGCGGAAAAGACUCGCGCCCUGUACAGUGACAUGCUCGGGGCUGCUCAGCGCAUUCCUCCGGACUUUGAAUGGCAGGGCUUCAAAACCAGAGACGGAGCCCGCCUCGUGGAUCCGAAUGAGCCGCCCCGCAGCCUCGAGUCGAUUAGCUUUCCCAACCAAGAUCACAACGCGACCAAGGCCAUGAUCGAGGGCAGCCUGGAGCGAAAGUCCCGCAACAAGCUGUCUUGGGGUACGCAGACCGGCUAUUAUGUGGUUACACCAUCGAAGUAUCUCCACGAGUUCAAGGAUGAUGACAACCUCCGCGCCGAUCCGAAGCCCGAACUCUCCAUCUACCUUCCCGAUGCCGUCCUUGGUACGCCUGCUGGCGAUAAAUUCAGCGUCAAGGGCAAGGACAAGAGCAAGAGCAUCAGCAGCAAGCUCUCAGGAUCUUCAGAGUUGUCAUUCAAGGCGCACUCUGCGGCCGAAGCGCAGAAGUGGUACGAGGUGCUCAAGCUUGCUUCUGGCAACGCUGGUGUACCAUAUGAGAGCACACCUAGCUCUCCCGUGGUUGGUGGCCCGGAAUCGCCGGGCGCCACGAGCCCGGCCGUUGAGAAACAGCAAGAAGCUGGCGUCAUUGGAGAUGAGGUUGUCAGCAGCCCAACUGCGAUUAGCCCGCAGGCCACAUUCAAGGAGGGCGAAGCCACCACUGCUGGCGCAACGACCGGCACCACAACGGGCACCACGGCAGAGAAGAAGCCAACGGCGUGA
Messenger RNA from Microdochium trichocladiopsis, 1467 nucleotides. RefSeq names its product PH domain-containing protein. Bases 1 to 1467 code for a protein of 488 amino acids. The transcript is spliced from 3 exons. The record is from RefSeq and is a predicted model, not a curated record. Lineage: Eukaryota; Fungi; Ascomycota; Sordariomycetes; Xylariales; Microdochiaceae.